Spea bombifrons (plains spadefoot toad) is the source of this 3301-nucleotide messenger RNA. It is a transcript of the gene EXOC2, whose product is annotated as exocyst complex component 2. Gene Ontology annotation, biological process: exocytosis; Golgi to plasma membrane transport. NCBI's taxonomy places the organism in Eukaryota, Metazoa, Chordata, Amphibia, Anura, Pelobatidae. The coding region runs from base 138 to 2915 and encodes 925 amino acids. Gene Ontology annotation, cellular component: exocyst. The record is from RefSeq and is a predicted model, not a curated record. The transcript has 28 exons.
GUCGUCGCUAGUCGCGGCUGUCAACAGCCAGACAUUACUGGUCGACUGGCCGAGAAACAGAUGUCCAGGAUCUCCGCCAUCACCGGGAGGAGAAGACAAGAUCACGUACAAAGAGCAAGAAAGAUUGUGAAGAUAACAUGUCUCGGGCACGGCAGCCUCCGCUUGUUACUGGGAUCUCACCUAAGGAAGGGACUUCUUGGACUAAGGUCACCAUUAGAGGAGAAAACCUGGGUACCGGACCAUCUGAUCUUAUAGGUUUAACCAUUUGCGGACACAACUGCCUUCUAACAGCGGAGUGGAUAUCUGCCAGCAAAAUCGUCUGCCGUGUUGGACAAGACAAAAAUGACAAAGGGGAUAUUAUAGUCACUACAAAAUCUGGUGGGAAAGGAACCUCCACGGUUUUCUUCAAACUGCUUAAGCCAGAAAAAAUCGGUAUCUUGGAACAAUCUGCUGUGUGGGUGGAUGAAAUGAAUUACUAUGAUAUGCGAACAGAUCGAAACAAAGGCUUAUCCCCAUUGUCUCAGCGGCCGGCCAAUCCACUAGGUAUCGAUAUAGACAGGGGGAAGGUUCCACAUAAGAACAUUGAGACCUUGUUUCCAGGGAUGAGUUUUGAUUUCAAUAGUGAAAAGUUCUCUGCGACAUGGUAUCUCAUUGAAAAUCAUUCCUCUGCAAGUUUCGAGCAGUUAAAAAUUGCAGCCAACAACUUACGCAAACAGGCAAGCAAGAAGAAUGAAGGAAACGUUGCUUACGUAAAGGGAGGACUUAGCACUUUCUUUGAGGCUCAGGACGCGCUAGCAGCAAUCCAUCAAAAACUGGAGGUGGAUGGAACGGAAAAAGUGGAAGGGUCAAUGACGCAAAAAUUGGAGAAGGUUCUAAAAAGUGCAAGCACUACAGCUGAUACCUUAUUCCAGGAAGUUCUGGGUCGAAAAGAUAAAGCAGAUUCUACGCGAAAUGCCCUGAAUGUCCUUCAGAGAUUUAAAUUCCUUUUUAACCUUCCACUCAACAUUGAAAAAAAUAUUCAAAAGGGUGAUUACGAUGUGGUCAUUAAUGACUACGAAAAAGCAAAGUCCUUGUUUGGGAAGACUGAAGUCCAAGUGUUUAAGAAAGUUUACUCUGAAGUUGAAACCCGAAUUGAGGCUUUGAGGAAAUUACUUUUGGACAAGUUACUAGAGACACCAUCUACUUUGCAUGACCAGAAACGCUACAUCAGAUAUCUUUCCGAUCUCCACGCUCCUGGUGACCCUGCUUGGCAAUGUAUUGGAGCACAGCACAAAUGGAUUGUUCAGCUUAUGCACAGCUGCAAAGAGGACUAUGUCAAAGAGCUUAAAGGUAAUCCAAUGCUUCAGAGCCCGUUUCUUGACAUGGAUAACGAUGGACGUCCAUCACCAAUUGGAAGACUUAGCCAGACGGCAUCCCUACAGAGAGGAAGCAGCUUCCAGUCUGGGAGGAAUGAUACAUGGAGAUCGAAAUCUCCGCAUCAAGUGGCGUUCGUUGAAAAGCUGACAAAAGUGGUGGUUGGCCAGCUCCCUAAUUUCUGGAAGCUGUGGAUUUCGUAUGUGAAUGGAAGCAUUUUCAGCGAGACUGCAGAAAAGUCCGGCCAAAUGGAAAAAUCCAAGAAAAAUGCAAGACAACGACAGAAUGACUUCAAGAAAAUGAUACAAGAAGUGAUGCAGACACUAGUAAAGCUCAUCCGUGGGGCUUUGCUUCCGUCUAGCCUUGGGGAAGAAGAACGUAGAUAUUAUGGAGGGUGGGACUUGAAGAGUGACCUAUCUGGCUCCUGGAUAACACAAGUUAUCCAAACUGUUCGGCUUAGCUAUGAGUCCUUGACUGCUCUUGAGAUACCCAAUGAUUUGUUGCAAACCAUACAGGACAUGAUUUUGGAUUUAAGAGUACACUGUGUCAUAGUCACUUUAAAGCAGACUACAGAAGAAGUUAAACGCUUAGCUGACAAGGAAGAUUGGAUUGUUGAUAAUGAAGGGUUAACUUCAUUGCCAACGCUAUUUGAGCAGUGUGUUGUUCACUCCCUGCAAUCCCUGAAGCCAGUCAUUGAAUGCAAGCCUGGGGAAGCAAGUAUUUUUCAGCAACAGAAAGUACAGGAUGACAUGUGCCAGUUGUGCAUUCGUCUUAUUCAGGUCUUUAUAGCCAGCCUAGAAAACCUGAGCACAAAACCUGAGGGUAAUAUGGACACAAUGCACAUUUCACUUGAUGUUUCCUCUCCUGAUUUAUUUGGGAGUAUCCAUGAAGACCUUACCAUAUCACCUGAAAAAAGGCUAUUAAUUGUUCUAAGCAACUGUCGCUAUCUGGAGCGCCAUACCUUACUAAACAUUGCUGAGCAUUUUGAGAAGCACGGCUUUCAAGGAAUUGAGAAAAUAACUAAGGCUUCCACGGGUUCUUUGAGGGACCUGGACCAAAUGCUGUUCGAAACAUUUAUUGAGAUUAAAACUGAUCCUAUCGUUGGCUCCUUGGAGCCAGGCAUUUAUGCUGGAUAUUUUGACUGGAGAGAUUGCCAGACUCCCACAGGUGUGAGAAACUAUUUGAAGGAGGCACUGGUAAACAUAAUUGCUGUGCAUGCGGAGGUAUUUGCCAUUUCAAAAGAACUUGUCCCCAGAGUAAUGUCAAAGAUCGUGGAAGCUGUGGGUGAGGAACUUAGCCGACUCAUGCAAUGCGUGUCUUCCUUCAGCAGAAACGGGGCACUACAGGCAAGACUUGAAAUUUGUGCUCUCAGGGAUACAGUUGCAGUUUAUCUGACUAAUGACAGCAAGUCCAGCUUCAAACAAGCUCUGGAAGCUCUACCGCAACUUCCAAGCGGGUCUGAUAAAAAGUUACUGGAGGAGUUGCUGAAUGAGUUUAAAAGUAGCAUGCACCUGCAGCUGACCUGCUUCCAGCCUUCUUCCUCUGUCAGUAUGAAGACUUGAGGAACUAAGAAAGCCAUCCAACACCACAACGUUUAAAUCCCACCUAAGAAAAAUCGCUCAGUAACACGUACAUGCCUGCUACAGUUACACUGUUACAAAUAUGAUAAAUGUAUCAACUGAUUCGUAUACGCAUUAUGAUAUUUGGGCUAAUAAACAGCACAUAAAUAAAAUAUAGCACCAUUUUGAUUUUUGUUGGUUUAGAAAACCAAAGUACAGGGGUUGAAACAUCCACACUGUACAGUCUUUACAUAGUUGUUUUAUUAAACACUCGUGUCAAUCCAGAACCCAGACGUCUGCUAUAGUAUUUAAGCAUCUGCAGGUAGAGACCCACUGCGCUCUAUAAUUGUGUACCUGUACAGUGGCGAGAUAAAGUUAAUAACAUAGCA